Amoebophrya sp. A120 is the source of this 222-nucleotide messenger RNA. Lineage: Eukaryota; Dinophyceae; Syndiniales; Amoebophryaceae. The record is from the annotation of a GenBank genome assembly.
AAACCCUCCGCGACCCUUUUGUCCCGGAGUCCACACAGAUUCCACCUCGGCGCGCGGAAAAGAUUGACACUCCUCCCGCGCCUAAUGGCAAGCUCCAGAGGGGCAACGACGCCCGGGAUCAUGAUGGUGGACCCAACGGCAAUCUCCCAGAUGUGUGUCCUGCGAGCGCGAAUAAAGUGGCGAAUCUUUCACCUCCUGAGCCUGUACUUUCCACCCCCGUAG